UUUGAAGAACUGUGGAUCUCUGGGCAGGUUUGGCUCCUGAGGCUAUCGCACUACUGGUGUCUUGCUUUGUCAUCUCUGGCAACAGAGUGAAAUGCACAGGAAACAUUUUCAUUCUUGCUUCACGUUUGUUUAAGUAAAUGAGAUGAAGCAGAAAACAAAUCUAAGCACUGGGCAAAAGCACGAGGGCAGAACCUCCCCUCCCCCCGCCCCCAACCAAUUCAAGGAAAGAAAUAAAGCUAAUAAGUCUGCCAAAAGAAAAAAACAAACACGCGAGACAAAUACCACUUCGUCUGUUUUGGUUAAAGGGAAAUCUCACCAGGCCCAUUCUGUUAUCUGAAGCUUAAGUGAGUGAAAUACUGUUUUCGGAGAAGCUCUCCCAAGGACCCCGUUUGUCCUUCUAUUUCCAUAGUAAAGGUUUUCUGUGUCUGUUCGACUGCACGGGAAGAGGGAGCACACACAGAGGCUCGUUUUCUCUGUCACAGAGUUAAAGAAGAAGCAUCGAAAGAACUUUGAAAGUGAAAACAUCCAGAAAGGGGCAGCCGGAAGUCUACUAUUCUCCUGGGAGCUCAUUUUGGAGAAAAAGAAAGAAAACCAAAUCCAGGUCUCCAAACUCACUGAAAACAAACAAACAAACAAAAAACGUCUCCCUCUUUACCAGUGGCCAUACAAGGCAAGAAAUUGCUUCUUAAACCAAAAGGUUCUAUGCUGGAAAAAGGUUCCUCUUGAACUUUUCAUACUGAGGAAAUGGCCGGGCCGGGGGUGGCGGCAGCAGAGCUGCUGCUGCUCUUGAGUAUGGUCUGGCGUUCAGAUGCCCUCUGUUCCCCUACUGUGUUCUAUAAGGACUGCUGGAUCCGGCGCUUUCCGGGUUUCCUAAUAGACCUGGAGGAGUCUCAGAAGCUCGGAGCCCGGUUCCUAAAGUAUUACUCAGAAAGCACCGGCCAGAAGUGCGGGAGGAGCUGUUGUCUGGCGAAGGAUGUUCCUUGCAAUCUGGCUAUUUUCUUCCACGAUCCCAUCCAUGACAAUGUCAACUGCCUUCAUGUUUACUGCCCAACCCUGGAGAGCUGCAUCUUACAGCCCAUGCAUAGUGCCAUCUUAUACAACAUCACCGCAGGUAUUGAUCCAGAUCUGCUUGUUUUCCAAAAAUCUUCUUCCAAAGAUCCGAAUACACGUUCUUCAUUUAAUAGAUGGAACAGGCUAAAUAACAUAAAGGCUACUCAUUUAGAGAAACACCAAACUAUCGUGGCAAGCCCCAUGUUACUGUCAGUAGAGGUUCCAGCUUCAACCACACAUCAAGAUGUGGUUGUAAAUACCAGCAAUAUCAGUUUUUCUAAUGCCAUAACCACAGAUUAUUGGACAACAUCCAUUCCACUGAAUGCAUCAGUUACUACACAGAUAAAAAUGGUUUCCCCGGGGUCUGAUCUCCUCAAUAAUCUAGGUAACCAGACAGUUUCUCCUGCUUUUAAGUCAAUAGAAACAAAAGUACUUUCCCACAUGUCUAUCCCAGAACAUCUCAACAGUAGCAAAAAGCUAUUGAAUGAAACAAAAUGGCACAACAGCAGGAACUACACUUCUGAAAAUGAAGAACAGAAACCUGUUGGGGAAUCUUCAAACACAUGGCUGGUCCCUGUAGCACUCAGCACAUCCAUCAUCCUUCUUUGCUCUUGUCUGGUCUUCUUUGCAUCAGGAUGCUGCCAGAAACGACAAGGCCAUUAUGAGCCAAGACACAAUAAGACACACCACUGAAAAGGGAAGGUAGUGACAGCAGUUAAGGUUACAGGGAUGACAAGAAACUUUGAAGUUUAUUUCAUUGUCAGUUUUGGCAAGAUAUUAAGUGAUAUAGUAGAAAGAGGGUUGGAUUUGGAGUCAGAAAGACCUGGGUUUGAAUUCUGCUUCAGACAUUUGCUAGUUGCAUGACUGUAGGCAAAUGAUCUAGCCUCUCAUCCUUGGUCUCUUAGGUGUAAAAUGAGAUUAGACUCAAUGAACUCUGAGGUCCAUUCUAGCUCUAGACUACAUCUCUAAUGUAGUCAUCCUACUUAUUAGUUUCUUAUCAGUCAUCACACUAAUUAUUUUUUCUCACCACAAAUGUGAUAAGGAUGACCCAGUAUCCUAUCAAUGUAGAUAGAUGUUUUUUUCUAUAAAAGUUAAGAUAAUUAAAAAUCUAUGUUUUACCAAUAAGCAGAGAGAAAAACUCAUUAAGCAGUUGGAUUUAUAUCUCUAAUAAGUCAAAAUUACCCCAUUGUAUGUAUUCUCCUGCUGUGCUUUUCCUUGGGUUGAGAAUGUCAACCCCUCAGGCUCCCUCCCUCAAGUCACAUUUCUCCUUGCUUAAAUAUCCUGUAACAUUUUACAAGCAUCUCUUUUAUGCACUUAUCAUAUAACUUUUCUAUUAUAGUUAUUUGUGUAUAUAUCCUAUCUCCUUACUCAACUGGAAGCUCCAUGAGGGCAGAGUUUAACCUUCAGUAGGGCAUGGAUAAAUGUUUACUAAAUAGAACUUUUGUAAAUUGUGGUAUCCGUUGGUGAUGGAAUACUAUUAUGCUCAAAGGAAUAAAGAACUGGAAGAAUUCCAUGUGAACUGGAAUGACCUCCAGGAAUUGAUGCAGAGUGAGAGGAGCAGAACCAGGAGAACCUUGUACACAGAGAUUGAUACACUGUGGCACAAUAGAACAUAAUGGACUUCUCUGCUAGCAGCAAUGCAAUGAUCCAGGACAAUUCUGAGGGACUUAUGAGAAAGAACAAUAUUCACAUCCAGAGAAAGAACUGUGGGAAUAGAAACCCAGAAGAAAAGCAGUUGCUUGAACACAUGAGUUGAUGGGGAUAUGAUUGGGGAUGUAGACUCUAAACAAUCACCCUAGUGCAAAUAUCAACAAUAUGAAAUAGAUUUUUAUCAAUGACACGUGUAAAACCCAGUGGAAUUGCAUGUUGGUUACAGGAAGGGGUUGGGCUGAGAGGAGGGAAAGGACAUGAAUCUUGUAACCAUGGAAAAAAAUAUUCUAAAUUAAUUAAAUUAAAAUUUCAAAAAAAUUCUAAAAAUAAAUAAAUCAAUGAAUAAAUGAAUGAAUAGAACUAUUGAAAUAAAAUCUUGAUUCUAUCAUUAAGUAGUCAUUUUUCCAACCUUUGUAUGUUUGGCAUAUUAGAUAAAGGUGCUUUCUUUGUUUCCACCCAAGCCAUAGAUAAAAGGGAGCCUGAAUAUAGAUGCUUAUGGCAUCCAACUAGAUACUUUUUCAGUUCGACAUAGAUGUAUUAAUUUUUAAAAUGUUAUUUUUAUUAUCAGGCAAAGCCCACUUCCAUAUUGGUCAUUGUUGUAAGAACACACUCAGACAUAAUCAAAACCCCAAAAUAAAACCAUAAAUACACUGAUGUCAAAGACAGUAUGCUUUGCUCUGCAUCUAUCUGACUCUUAACAGUUCUUUUUCUGGAGGUGGAUAGCAUUCCCUGACAUUUCAGGAUUUAGACAUUAAUUAACAUUAUUUAGCUAUAUAAUUCCAUAUUACAGUUAGUUAUAUAUACGUGCAGCUCUGAUGAGAUUGUGAGUUCUUUUAUGGCAAAAACUAUUUUAUUUAAUCUAUGAAUCUCUGUAAUGGUCUAACACAAUGGAAGACAAAAUGUGGGUAUUUAAUAAAUGUUUUUCAAACUUG
Monodelphis domestica (gray short-tailed opossum) is the source of this 3632-nucleotide messenger RNA. RefSeq names its product MANSC domain containing 4 (gene MANSC4). The record is from RefSeq and is a predicted model, not a curated record. Gene Ontology annotation, molecular function: serine-type endopeptidase inhibitor activity. NCBI's taxonomy places the organism in Eukaryota, Metazoa, Chordata, Mammalia, Didelphimorphia, Didelphidae. Gene Ontology annotation, cellular component: plasma membrane. Gene Ontology annotation, biological process: extracellular matrix organization; epidermis development; epithelium development.